Molecule: messenger RNA, 3144 nt
Organism: Homo sapiens (human)
Lineage: Eukaryota; Metazoa; Chordata; Mammalia; Primates; Hominidae
Gene: MAPKAPK3
Product: MAPK activated protein kinase 3
Exons: 13
Coding region: 751-1899 (382 amino acids)
Biological process (GO): macropinocytosis; MAPK cascade; vascular endothelial growth factor receptor signaling pathway
Cellular component (GO): nucleus; cytoplasm
Molecular function (GO): protein serine/threonine kinase activity; ATP binding; protein kinase activity
Source: RefSeq, a predicted model, not a curated record
GUCUGUCGGCGUGUGCAAGCGCCCCGUGUUGGGACGGCCGCUCCUGGACCCUAGGACUCUGUGUGUCGGGUGUCGGAUUGGGUGGCAUGGGGUGAGAUCUGGAGCGGGACUUAGGGCAGGGCGGGGUGCAGAGGACAGUUCCAGAAAUGAGUGGGUCCACUGAGGUCAAGCCGGCGGUCACCACAGCCAGAAAGAUCCAGACAAGAACGUUUUCUUUGAAAGAGUUGAAGGAGAAAGCACGCCCCAACUUUUCGAAUCAGGCAGACCAUCCAGUCUUGGCUGGCACUGGUUUCUGGCCGGCCCUGCCAGUCAGGGGAGAAGAGACUACAGAUUUGAGAAAGCAAGCAGAGACAGCCCCAGAUGGCCCGGACUCUGGGGAGUACUUGCUGCAUUUGAUCCUCUACAACUGGUGUUGCUCCCGUUAUGCGGACAGAAGACAGCCCCAGGGAACAAAUGCUAGGAAAUGGCAGGGUGAGAAAACUGAGGCAUGGAGAGGUUACAAUAUAACUUAGAUCUCCCAGCUGGCAAGUAAUGGUUUAAGCCAGGAGCCUACACACUUCCUCCUACUUCCUCUAUGGGUGCUGGUGAUCUGCCGACUCCUAGACAUCCAGCUUUAAGGUCCUCAGUGAAGCUUCUCUGCCCCCAGGCCUGUCCAUGUCAGAGCACCAUGGGUGUCCCUUUGAAAGUAUCUCCUACAGGUGCCACUAGAAGCGCCAGGCUGGGGCCGCCUCUGAGCGCCCCGCGGGGGCCAUGGAUGGUGAAACAGCAGAGGAGCAGGGGGGCCCUGUGCCCCCGCCAGUUGCACCCGGCGGACCCGGCUUGGGCGGUGCUCCGGGGGGGCGGCGGGAGCCCAAGAAGUACGCAGUGACCGACGACUACCAGUUGUCCAAGCAGGUGCUGGGCCUGGGUGUGAACGGCAAAGUGCUGGAGUGCUUCCAUCGGCGCACUGGACAGAAGUGUGCCCUGAAGCUCCUGUAUGACAGCCCCAAGGCCCGGCAGGAGGUAGACCAUCACUGGCAGGCUUCUGGCGGCCCCCAUAUUGUCUGCAUCCUGGAUGUGUAUGAGAACAUGCACCAUGGCAAGCGCUGUCUCCUCAUCAUCAUGGAAUGCAUGGAAGGUGGUGAGUUGUUCAGCAGGAUUCAGGAGCGUGGCGACCAGGCUUUCACUGAGAGAGAAGCUGCAGAGAUAAUGCGGGAUAUUGGCACUGCCAUCCAGUUUCUGCACAGCCAUAACAUUGCCCACCGAGAUGUCAAGCCUGAAAACCUACUCUACACAUCUAAGGAGAAAGACGCAGUGCUUAAGCUCACCGAUUUUGGCUUUGCUAAGGAGACCACCCAAAAUGCCCUGCAGACACCCUGCUAUACUCCCUAUUAUGUGGCCCCUGAGGUCCUGGGUCCAGAGAAGUAUGACAAGUCAUGUGACAUGUGGUCCCUGGGUGUCAUCAUGUACAUCCUCCUUUGUGGCUUCCCACCCUUCUACUCCAACACGGGCCAGGCCAUCUCCCCGGGGAUGAAGAGGAGGAUUCGCCUGGGCCAGUACGGCUUCCCCAAUCCUGAGUGGUCAGAAGUCUCUGAGGAUGCCAAGCAGCUGAUCCGCCUCCUGUUGAAGACAGACCCCACAGAGAGGCUGACCAUCACUCAGUUCAUGAACCACCCCUGGAUCAACCAAUCGAUGGUAGUGCCACAGACCCCACUCCACACGGCCCGAGUGCUGCAGGAGGACAAAGACCACUGGGACGAAGUCAAGGAGGAGAUGACCAGUGCCUUGGCCACUAUGCGGGUAGACUACGACCAGGUGAAGAUCAAGGACCUGAAGACCUCUAACAACCGGCUCCUCAACAAGAGGAGAAAAAAGCAGGCAGGCAGCUCCUCUGCCUCACAGGGCUGCAACAACCAGUAGCUCAUGGGGCCUUGGAGGAGCCUGGCCUCUCAGCCUGCAUAACAGACUGAAAUGUGCUCAGGCCCUGGCCAGGAGGGCCCAGGGUCAUUCUUUUAACAAAAGGAUUAUUUUGUUGUGUUUUAAUUUGUCACUCGGAACUUCAGGAUGGAGGACCCUGACCCUAAACCUCCUUCAGAUCUCUGGCCCAGGCUCAAGCCCUAGAGAUGGGCAGGGCCUAGGGGCUGGGAGCUGCCUGCUGCCAUAGCAGCACCUUUAGCUAGGUUGGCCCGAGUGAGGCCUCUGUGCUGUCCUGCCCUGGUGCAUGGCCUUAGCUUUCUAGGCCACUGGGAGUUGUGGCUGGGCUUCCCAUCUUCCACAGAGACAUCUCCCUGUGGGAUGGGCAGAUGGGCCUGGCCUUGAGAAAGGCAUUGGCCAUUGGUUGCCAUGGUGACCAGGGACCACGUUGCUGCCUGUGAAUGCUGAGUGAGCGAGUAAGGGAGGAGGGGCGAUUGAGGGUUCACCUCUGCCUUGGGGAGGCUGAUUUCUCACACACUGGCUGGCCCUCUCAUUCUCACUCCUCCUUGGGCCCUGAGGCUGCUGGAUCCGGUCUGCCUGCCUCCCUGUGCAGUCCAGCCCUGCCUUGCUGCAGCCCCAGCCCAGAUGGCACUCAGCGCUCUCCCCUGAGGGAGUCCCUGGGCCUAGCCAUCCCCUCACUAUUCCCGACCCAAAGGGUGACUUUUCAUCUGAACUUAAGGUGGGAGAUAUUUUUAACUUUUUUCCACUUUGGAAAAUGUCACUGUGACAAAAGCCAGCAUACUUUCCCUGCACCCAUCUGCUCACCAGAUCUCAGGCAGGAAAGCCCCUCUCUGUUGAAGUCAGGGGCUAUCUUUUGGUAUACUUGUGUGAAAGUGGCUGGUUGGGAGCAGAGCUAAGUGGCUUCCCAUUAACCUGAGGUCUCUUUCUUUACUCUGGGUCAGACCUGAGGUUGGGGAAGGCGACUGAGCCAUGCUCAGAAUGUCUGGUCCUGGCUUGGGCCUGAGUAGGGCAGAGAGGGCCUUUCCUGGCUGAUCAGAGCUUACCAGCCCCACCCCACCAUGGUAGCCUUAGGGUGCUGAGUGCCUGAUACUGCCUGACAAGUGCCUGACACGCAGCCUAGUUCCUUCCUGGCCCCUCUCUCACUGGCUGGGAAACCCUAGACCAUGUCAGAUAGGACAACACUGCUGGGUUUUACAUCCAGAUAGUAAUAAACACCAUUUCAUCAUUUUC